Messenger RNA from Postia placenta MAD-698-R-SB12, 1644 nucleotides. RefSeq lists its product as hypothetical. The record is from RefSeq and is a predicted model, not a curated record. The transcript has 4 exons. Gene Ontology annotation, molecular function: protein binding. NCBI's taxonomy places the organism in Eukaryota, Fungi, Basidiomycota, Agaricomycetes, Polyporales, Adustoporiaceae. Bases 1 to 1644 code for a protein of 547 amino acids.
AUGUCUGCACUUUGCAUGGCACUGCAAACGAACGACAUCGUCCUCCACAUUUUCCAAUGCCUUUCUCCACCGCAGGAUGACGAGCCUGACAGGAGCAACCAGAGAGCAUUAGCUCGGUCUGCUCGAGUGUGUAAGAGCUUCUCAAAUGCAGCACUCAAUGUGCUGUGGGAGAAGAUGGACUCGAUGGUACCGUCACUGUGCCUCUUUGCUGCGUUCAAACAAGUCCGGGGCGAUAUGGGUGGCUACAACACAAUGCACAUAGCCCAUAUGCUUGUUGAGGGAGAAGAUAUUCGUGCGCCGUCUGUCUGGACGCUCUGCGGCCAGCCGACUCCCGCAGAGUGGUCCCGCUUCAAGCAGUAUGCUACUCGUGUCCGCGCAAUCACCAGCCCAAAGGACGAUUGUGUCGACGCGUCGUCUCUCAUGCUCUUAUCCCAAGAGAACAACUGCGAACCGCUAUUCCCUCAUCUCCGCGCAGCCAUAUGGCACAGAUCACCCUCAAUCGAGGCCGGGCUUCUUGCAGUCAUGUCGCUCUCAGUUCGCCGUCUUCGUCUCGUCUACAACGAUCUCAUAUGUGUCCCUUAUACACAUACACAAUGGCCAAUCACAAAGCGAGAUUACGGGCUGCAGGCGAUUCUUGAUAGCGUGGGUGCUUACCUUCCUUCACUCGAAACAUUCGAAUUCGAGGGUCUGGCACACUCCUUCUCGCUCACGCCGAUUUCUAACAUGAAGGCGCUGCGGUCGGUGGAUUUAGCGCAGUUGACAUGCGUGUCAGACGGUGAGGGCAGCCUUUUGGAAGCGUUGUCAACGAUGGCAGACCUCGAUUCCUUGAACAUCACAUCUACUCUCAGGGCAGACUUGGUUCCAAAAGGCUCUGGGUUCGUAAAUCUGCGCAGCCUCACGAUCCACCGAAGCUGGGAAAACGUCGUACCUUUACUCUUGGCGGUUUCCUUGAGUCCUCUGGAGGAGUUCCACCUGUUGCGACUCAAGCUGCCUCCGCCAGAAGCGUUCUACAGUAUCGGGCAUGCCUUGCGCCAAUUCUCAUCCACUCUGCGUGUGUUCGAUAUGCAACUGACCGGCACGGACGCAGCGUGGUCCGACAACGACCACGCAUCCUCGACAACUGCAGUUAUUCGGCCACUGUUCAGACUCGAAUUUCUCGAGUCGUUCUCAUGGGAUUGGCAAUGUACUACGCACCGACCAUUUGCGACCACAGACGAAGACCUCUAUGAGAUCGGCAUCGCCUGGCCCAACCUCCGCAUCCUCUCCUUACUUGGCCCCGAUCACAGAGACACAUUCCCCACCGUUCGAGGUCUCCAGAGCCUUCUGCAGUCCUGUCCAAAGCUCUCUCAACUCUUUCUGCCUGGUAUGGACCCUAGCCUCUACCCAGAUUUCUCAGACGUUUCGUACGACCUGCAGACGCUCGUGGUUGAGCAGCAGCGCCACACGCUCGGCGAUACCCACCGUUUAGCGAAAGAGCUCAGUCAUCUGCUGCCCAAACUUGAUGUCGUGUGCAGCUCGAGAACGUUCGUUGACAAGAUGGGAGAUCCAAUACUGAACCACCCGUGGAACGGUGUAAUGGAGAUGGUCGGUUCUAUCCGGCGUGGGAAGCAGCCACCUGGGGCCUGCUCUUCAGAGUCUUCUUAG